ACAAAGUGGUAUUUGAUCGACGCUAAAUAGAAGCAGAUACGCUUUUCGGAAGUAAGGAAUAAUGUGUAAGUGCAUUCAGGCCAACUACAAAGUAGACAAAUGACGUAGCGAAAAUCAAAGGUGCACGCCUCAAAGCUUAUUGUGUUGUAGCCGGACUGACGACGUCCCUCGCCAAGACCAACAUCACAGCCUCUGAUCGCCGAAAGUACUUGCUAUAUGACUGCCAAGUUUUCGCUUAUCAUCUGACUCUAGAGACUUCUUUUAUAUGAUUAAUGAUUCUAACAAUUUCUUAACCUGUGUAAUACUAAUACUGGCACAGGACACGCGUUGUUAGAGUUCGAAACUAACGGAAAAUGUGGAUUGUGACUCUGCAUAGUUCGGACAUUUCCGGUCAUUCAUCGAAAGCGUCUUAGACAUUAGAAACCGCUGGUCUGAAACUAGUUUUGAGAUGUGAGCCAUGCAUCAAUGCUUAAGAGUAAAGCAGUUAGUGGGACAAACGUCAUAUUGAAUUUGUUAAAAGACUGAAUAUUUAUAUUUAACAGUCGGUUGUGGAUAGAGGUGUCAAAACACAGUUGUCAAAUGGUAGUGAUGAGUCUUCCGUCUGCUCGGCGGCGUCUUGGUAGAAUACGGUGUGUGCAGGAAACAAUAGCGAGCUUAAUAGAAGGGAAACCAUUGCCGGCAAGUUUGUGUUACGUGCCGCUCGAGUUGGAGUAUUAUUCGCCUGGCAAGAGUAUUCUUAAGCUUCAUGCUUCCCACUGCACUAGCAGCCAGAUCGUGAAGGAACUGGUGUGCACCGCAGAAUCAAGACUUAUUGUGAAAGGAGAGGAACUGUGCAACAAACACGGCAAGUGGCUUCAGAUUAAAAAGUUCAAACAGUCAUCAAACACUGAUUUUGAAGAUGUGGAUGUGGAAGCUUGGCUGUUGUUGUUUAGCAACCGUAGUUCAGUGGAGGAAACUCCACCAGCAGUACCUGUCACCAAAGAUAUGCAAAUCUCUGAACACCUGAAGGAUACCCUUUGCAGCUGGGAAGAUGUUGUGGAUGAUCACUUUUCACUGAAAAUACAGCAGCGGUGUUUGCGGGUGGCACCAGCAGAUGAAAGUGCAGUGAAGGUAUUGCAAGCUGUGUCAGGAGCCUGGUCACUGGAGCAUGACGAAGCUUUGGUUCAGCUCAUGGCUCAACACAUUCCCCGUGAUAACGAUGCACUGGGAGCAAUCAAGUCAUUUGUGGAGCUUGUGGAUGUCUCCUCUUACUGUGAUGAGGAUGGGCCACUAAACCUCACUGAUGGCGACCCAGAUACAUACUGGGAGAGUGAUGGUAGCCAGGGUCAGCACUGGAUACAGCUUCGCAUGAAAAAAGGGACAGUUAUUAAGAAGCUGUGUAUUACCCUGGAUGGAUCAGAUGACAAUUACCUUCCAUCACGUCUAGUGGUACAAGGUGGUGAACAAGAAAAUUUAAAAAUCCUAAAUACUGUUCACAUAAACUGGACUAUCACAGGUACUCAGGAUGUGGUACUGCUGGAGAAUAUGACUGAGCAUUAUCCUGUCAUCAUGAUUCGCAUCAAAGAGUGCUUUGGAGGCAUUGACACCAGGAUCCGAGGCAUCAAGUUAGUGUCCACAGAAGAGCGCUCUCUUGGCUUUGAUCGAGACUUCUUCACAACCAAAAACCUUGUUCGUUUUCCAGUGCUGGAGUCUUUUAGCCCUGAUGCGCUCUACCGUCGUGCUAUAGCUCUGCAAAGGUUUGUGACCACUUUAGACAGUGUUCUUCAGUACAUGGUCCCUGCCUGGCAACACACAGUGGGGUCCUAUACAUGUCUACAGAAAAUACGACAACUGCUGCUUUUAUCCAAAAGAAGGCUGAAUCUUAUUGAGGUGUUUCUUAAGGACACAGCUGCUGAUCCUGCGGAAAAACCAGUUGUGUACAUCAAUAGAAGAGCUGCCAUGGAGCAUCGUUGCGACCCCAGUUUGGACCCUGACUGCAAGUCUACCGUGUUUGUUCAGUUGUUUGAGGGUCUCAAGCCUCGUGAUCUUACAUCUCGUCCAUUGCAUUACAGGUGGUCUUCACGUUAUGACCAGUGGUGGGAAUGCAAGUUUCUGUCAGAAGGCAUCAUUGAUCAAGGUGGCGGUUUCCGUGACAGUCUGUCAGACAUUGCAGAGGAACUGUGCCCAACUUCAGCUGAGAGUUCUCUUCCUCUCUCCUUCUUUAUCAGGGCACCCAAUCAGACACACAAUGACUCCAAUGUGAACCGUGAUGUGUACAUUCCAAAUCCAGCAUGUCAAGAGUUUGAGAAAUUUGAGUGGAUUGGAAAAUUAAUGGGAGCAUGUUUUCGAAGCAAAGAAAAUCUGGUACUGUCAUUGCCAUCAUUUUUUUGGAAGACAAUGGUGGGAGAGACAACCACCUGGUCUCGAGACUUUCACACUGUUAACAGUGCAGAGGUUCUACUCAUCAAUAGCUUGGCCUCAAUGGACUCUGAUACAUUCACUGUACUUGGGCGAAACUGGAGUGUAUUGCUAAGUAAUGGUACCCAGGUGGCACUGCGCAUCAAUAAAGAUGGCAAUCCAGAAAACUUGGAUUACAAUGACCGCAUGCAGUAUGCACAGGAAGCACGCAAUAUUAUCAUGAAUGAAAGCCAGGAACAGAUGGAGGCUAUACGGCGAGGUCUAAUGUCUGUGGUUCCUCAGGCUGUUCUGGAGUUGCUGACAUGGCAGGAGCUAGAAUCUCGUGUGUGUGGUGACCCAUUUAUUUCAGUUGAGGCACUUCGCAAAACCACUUAUUACGAUGAUCUUGAUGAAGCUGACAUCCGUGUAAAGUACCUGUGGGAAGCACUGACAGCAUUCUCCAAUGAAGACCGCAGUCGCUUUCUGCGCUUUGUCACUGGUCGGAGGCGAUUACCAGCCCCUCUUGUUAUCUCAUCAGGAAAGGGAGAUGGCAUGGAUUCCCUGCCUGAGUCUUCUACAUGUGCCAAUAUGCUGUACCUGCCGUAUUACUCUAGUGCCAAGAUGGCUGAAGAGAAAUUGAGGUAUGCCAUCUACAACUGCAUUGCUAUAGACAAUGAUAUGAAUCCAUGGGAAGACUAGACAUCACCAUGCUUUGCUUCCUUUCCAGAUGUUGCUGUUGCCUAUUAUUUCUUGUCUGUUAUUUGUUAUGUUCCUAUGCUUUGCUAUUUGCUGUUUGUAAAAAUAGGACUAAUGAACUCAUUAGAAUUCAUGAAUCACUGAUUUGUGAUGAUUUACAAGUUAUUCAUAUAUAAUGUUUCCAUUUUACCAAAGCUACCUUGUAUGCUGCUAGGUAAGAUCUUAAAUAAACCAUGAUGACUUUAA
Molecule: messenger RNA, 3318 nt
Organism: Pomacea canaliculata
Lineage: Eukaryota; Metazoa; Mollusca; Gastropoda; Architaenioglossa; Ampullariidae
Product: E3 ubiquitin-protein ligase HECTD3-like
Exons: 18
Coding region: 580-3075 (831 amino acids)
Molecular function (GO): ubiquitin-protein transferase activity
Source: RefSeq, a predicted model, not a curated record